This is a messenger RNA of Drosophila bipectinata, 4926 nucleotides long. It is a transcript of the gene pdm3, whose product is annotated as pou domain motif 3. Gene Ontology annotation, biological process: regulation of transcription by RNA polymerase II. Gene Ontology annotation, molecular function: DNA-binding transcription factor activity, RNA polymerase II-specific; RNA polymerase II cis-regulatory region sequence-specific DNA binding. The record is from RefSeq and is a predicted model, not a curated record. Lineage: Eukaryota; Metazoa; Arthropoda; Insecta; Diptera; Drosophilidae.
AAAAGUGUUAAAAACUUGGAUGCAUUAAAGUUAAGCCUAAUUAAAAUUAAUCAAGAAACUCAAAAAGGAAAUCAAAUAAUUACUAACAUUGUGCUGAAAAAACGGUGUGGCCCAGGAUGCGAACGGGUCAGUGACACGGGACAUGGCCGAGGGCUGCGAGGACUCUGCCGGUGCCGCUGAAUCCACAACGUCACAGUCACAGUACACACACAGUACGCUGGACAAGAUGCUGGGCACUGUUCUCCCAUGCGAGGCGGCAAUUGGGGCAACACCCGGUGGCAGUAACAGCAGUAGCAACAGCAGCAACAUCAACACCGGCGGCGGCAACACCAGCAACAGCAACAACAGCACCAGCGGUGGCAGCAACAUUGUCAAGCGGGAGUUCUGCGAUGGAAGUUUAAUGCCCAGUGCUGGGGCCAGUGUUAACAAUAAUAAUAGCACCAUCACCAACAACAACAACAACAACAGUAGUAGCAAUAACAACAACAACAAUAAUAAUACCAAAUUGCAGGCAUUGAUUUGCAAAAGCAACACUGCCAACAACAACAAUAGCAACAGUAACAGCAACAGCAACAAUAACAACAACAGCAGCAGCAGCUCAUCGUCCUCGUCGUCGUCCUGCUCCUCAUCCUCCUCGUCAUCCAGCUCCGCCACCAGCACGCUGACCAGCUGCACCACCGCCGCCGUCGUGCCCUCCAACUGCUCCACGAGUGCCAACAAGUCGCCCGGCUCCGUAUCGCCCUACUCCCUCGGCCUCGGCAUGGGCCUGGGCCUGGGCAUGGGCAUCGGAGCGGGUGCGGGUGCCAGCCCGAGUCCGCUGCGCGAGGCCAGUCCGCUGCCCAGCAGCCGGUCGCCCCUGGGAGCCGCCGCCGCGGCCGCCAAGUCGCCCUGCAGUGGAGCAGCUCCAGCUUCGCCGCCGUCGGCCUCCUCCAACAGCUCGUCGCAUGUGUUGGCGCUCAACAUCAAAACCGAGUCGGACUUUGACAAGGAGAUCAGCUGCCACAAGAUCCACUCGCCCACCAGCAGCAGUCACGCCCAUUCCCUGCACCACCACCACCAUCACCACGGUUUGGGCCGCAGCAGCAAUCGUGAUGAUGAAAUGGAGACCACGGACGGCCACGCCCUCCUGUCGCCCCCGCCACCCUCUCACUCCCACUCGCACUCGCCCUUCGACAGCAAGGAUCACGUCAAGGAGCUGGAGUUCUACAAGAAUCUGGCGGCCAAGGCGGCUUCCCUGGCCAACCAUCAGACCUCGCCGCCCCUGCCCAUGCCCCUCCCACUGCCCAUGCAGAUCGACGGGGAGGAGGACGAGAACGAGGGCGACGGUGAGGGAGAGGCGGAGACGGAGGAUCAGGACCAGGCGGCCGAGGUCCUUCGAAUACGGCGUGAAGAGCAGGCCCAGGCCAAGGCGUUUGCGGCUCAUCUGAAUGGAACUAUGCAAGACAUGAUAAAUUUGCAAAAAUUACAAAAUUUGGCAACGCUACAACAGCAUCAGCAGCAGCAGCAACAGCAGCAGCAACAUCCGCAUCAGCAUCCGCAUCAUGGACAUCAUCAUCAUCCCGCCACGGCGGCUGCAUUGGCAAGUCUUCAGGGCUUAGCCGCCUCCGUGUUCAAUUCGCCGUUGAAUCUCAGUGUGGGCGGAGAUCCACCGACAACCGCAACAGGACCAGGAGCCGGGGCAGGCGGCGGACCAACGGGGGCAUCCACAUCGGCCUCACCCACCCACAACGGCGGUGGCAAAACGGGCAAGACGGCGAAGGGCGGCAGCUCGGGGAGCAACACCGGGGGAUCUGCUACCAACUCCGGCUCCGGCUCGAGCUCUGCCCAACAGCAACAGCAGCCGGAUAAUCCCGCCAGCAGCAGCUCGCCGCACGCCCUCAGCGCCAGCACUCUGGCCAAUGUCCUGGCGGCGGCCACCGCCUCGCCACCACCCGCCCUCCAGGCACCGCCAGCCAGCGCCCAAAUGCCCCAGCUGAUUCUGGCGUCCGGGCAGCUGGUGCAGGGCGUUCAGGGUGCCCAGCUGCUCAUACCCACGGCCCAAGGCAUCGCUGUUCAGACCAUUCUCACAAUACCCGUGAGCCCGCAGAUUCCCACCACGGAGCAGUUUCUGCCCAAUGCCUUUGGCGCCUUUGCCAGUUACCAGCAGCAGCAGCAGCAACAACAACAGCAGCAGCAACGUGACUUGCUGCCACCGUCGCUGGCCGCCUUGCAACAUGCCAGUGCCCUGCCCCAAUUGGCCCAAACCCCGACGAAUUUACUCAAACCGAAUCUGUUCUCCACGGGCGUGCAGCAGCUGCUCACGGCACUGCAUCCGGAGCUCUUUGCCGCCGCAGCAGCCACGCACCAGCAGCAACAGCACCAGCAGCAGCAGCAACAAGUGCAGCAGCAGCAUCACCAUCAGCGGGAAAGGGAGCGCGAGCGGGAGAGAGAGAGGGAAAGAGAGCGGGAACGGGAAAGGGAACGUGAACAACACCUGGCCAUCGGUCACCUGCCUCACUCUCACUUGGCCGCCGAUCUGAGACGCUCAGCGGAUCGAUCUCCGCCAGCACGUUCACCUUCCGGCGGUAGUCCUGGACUGCCAGCCAAGGCAGCACCACCUCCGCCGCCAGGAGCCGCUUUUCUGCUGCAGCAACAGCUGCACAUCAAGCCCGAAACGCAGACCCACCUCCACCAUCACCUGCAGCAGCAGUCCUCCCAAUCGGUUUCCUCGUCGAUGCCGCAGAUCAGCCUGCGUCAUCCGGACGAGCUGACCGCCCCGCAGAUGGACCUCAAGCCGUUGGAACUUGGAGGCAGCAGCUCGCCACCAGCUCCACCACCACGGCAUCACUUUGGACACGGUUUGAGGGGCUCUUCGGCAGUGUCGCCCAAGCACAGUCCGCAGGGCAGGAAUCAGGGCAACGCCUCCGCUGGAAUGAAUCUCAGUCAGCAUCACGAACGGCUGGAGCGAUUGGAGCGCCAAGAGCGACAUGAGAGGCGUUCCCACACGCCCACGGCGACAGCCACAAGGGCGAGCGUAACAUCGAGCUCGGGCGGAGGUCAUCUGUCAGCCGGUCGACUCUCUCCGCCGGUGUCAGCGCCUCCCAACUCGGCGGCCACCAGCAUCAGCGACAGAGGCUACACUUCCCCCCUAUUCCGUACGCACUCGCCUCCGGGCCACCCCCUCUCAAUGGGCGGAUCCCCGCGUCUGGAACGGGACUACCUGGGCAAUGGACCAAGCUCCGGAGCAGCCACCUCGACCAGCAACUGUGGAGCGCCGGCGAUAGGAGGCUCCAGUGCAGCGGCCAACGUACUUAGCAGCAUCAACAGACUCAAUGCCUCGAAUGGCGAACUGACCAUCACCAAGUCCUUGGGAGCACCAUCGGCUACGGCUACGAGGGCCUCGUCCGCGUCGCCCCGAGACGAUUCACCGGGUCCGGGACCAUCAACCUCGGGCGGAUCCAUCAUGCAGCCGCUCAAGUUGAGCCCCUCGUCGCGGAGUGAGCCGCCGCACAUGUCGCCCAAUGGGAACGACAACGACAACGACCUGCUCAUGGACUCGCCGAAUGAACCCACCAUCAACCAGGCCACCACCAAUGUGGUGGACGGCAUCGAUCUGGACGAGAUCAAGGAGUUCGCCAAGGCCUUCAAGCUGCGGCGACUUUCGCUGGGCCUCACCCAAACGCAGGUGGGUCAGGCCCUGUCGGUGACCGAAGGACCCGCCUACAGCCAGAGCGCUAUUUGCAGCAGUGCACUCGCUGCGCAGAUGUACGCCGCUCAACUAUCGACGCAGCAACAAAACAUGUUCGAGAAACUGGACAUCACACCAAAGAGCGCACAGAAGAUCAAGCCUGUGCUGGAGCGCUGGAUGAAGGAGGCCGAAGAGAGCCACUGGAACCGCUACAAAUCCGGGCAGAAUCACCUAACCGACUACAUCGGUGUCGAGCCGUCGAAAAAGCGCAAGAGAAGGACAUCUUUCACGCCCCAAGCACUGGAGCUGCUGAAUGCGCACUUCGAACGGAAUACGCAUCCAUCGGGCACGGAAAUCACCGGACUGGCUCACCAACUGGGCUACGAACGGGAAGUGAUCCGGAUCUGGUUCUGCAACAAGCGGCAGGCUCUCAAGAACACGGUUCGCAUGAUGUCCAAGGGCAUGGUCUAGGGCCAGGGGCCCUUGUAAAUAGAUUAUUCUUGUAUAUAGCUAGGUGUAUAAGUGUACGUGUGUAUUGUGUGUAUUACAGUGUGAUAGUUGUAAAACCAACUAGAGUUUAACAGUUAGGCCAUGUAAAAACAGUGUGUCAUAGCAUUUACAUAGGACAUCGGCUGACGGAGGGCGAACCACAACCCGAAACCCAAAAACCCAAUCCAAUUGAAUAUCUAGAGACUAAGUAUUACUUAACACUUAUCAUAUCCCAAAUAGCCUAAAAGUAGUCUAAAGUCCCACGGCAGACUUGUGCAGUUUUAGGCCAAAUUUUAUCACAUUGAUGUGCCAUUCCAAAAAAAUGAAACAAAAGUUAAAAUGAAAGCAAAACGAAACCAUUUCAUACCGCAUAACAAAUUUAAAAUUAAUUGUUUAACAAACAUUCAAAAUGGAUAACUGCAUGAAAUUAAUGUAUGACCCCGGCAGUCUAUGAAAUUCUUAAAAGCUCGCAAGAAAUGAGUAAAAAUAUUUGCAUUUAAUGCGUUGGCUAAACUUGUAUACUGAAAUGAAUUUGAUUUCAACCAUUUAUAAAACAAAUUAUAACCUUAGCAACUAGCCAGUUCAUUUUCGGUAAGAAAACUCUAUAUGGUAGCACUCAAAGGACAAGCAAAUAAUAAAGACAACAAGUGUUUAGGAUAAGCAACUUUAUGUAGCAAUUUAAAAUCAUGAUUAAAAGAACAAGAAACGAACAAAUAUUUCCACUACGAAAUUUAAAUGAUACACAGCAAAAACAAAAUACAAAAACAGCU